CGCUCAACGCCAGCGCGCACGCUCAUGGGCAUGGCGCACGCGCAGACAAGCGUGAACGUCCCCGCUCCCCAGGCCCUGCUUCUCUGCGCGCGUGCGCAAAAGGUGGCGGGCCCAGCGCAGAGUUGGGCGGGGCGUCUCCCUGGCUCCGCCCCUUCGCGCUCCGUCCCGCGGCGGCCCGGCUUCCCUCGGAGCCACUUCCCCCACUUCCUCUCGGUCUCGCCGGCCUUCCUGCGGUUUCGCCGCGGCCGUCUGUUCCGCAGUGUGUCGAUCGGCGUGCGCGGGCGGCGGCGGGAAGAGGUCGGCAAAGGACGAGGGGGUGGCGAAGGGCGCGCGGUCCGAGGGCACGACGAUCCCUGCAGGGCCAGCCUCCGGCCCACGCCGACCUACAGUUCAGCUUCCACUCCCGCCGGAGUGGAUGCCUCGCGUGGCUGCGCCCGGAUGAGUUGCGCGGUGCCGGCCGGAGGCGGGGGGCCAGGGGAGUCUGUCCACAGGAACCAGCUUCUUGCCCUGACCCAUAGGACUGCGCCCACUCCCUCCAGCAGCCCUUACAUCCGGCCAGACUACGCUGCAUCAGGACUUCCAGGGACCCCCUUCACUGACCCUGAUCAUGGAUUCAUCAGCAACCAUGACAGGUGUCCAAGACCAUGACCAGAAACUUCUGAACAAUUCUGGUAAUUCCUCAUUAAUGACUGGUCUGACCCAUCAGGUAUAAUGACCAAUGUCCUGUGGCCCAUUAAGGAUUGAUCAGAGAGCCCAAUGGUGGUUAUUAUCAAGUCCCUAUUAAUGACUCCAAUCAAGGUUUCACUGAUGAUGUGACCAAAGUUCAAUGACCAUCAGUGACCCAUAAAUAACUUUGAUCAAUAUCCUCA
Messenger RNA from Herpailurus yagouaroundi (jaguarundi), 869 nucleotides. RefSeq lists its product as uncharacterized. Lineage: Eukaryota; Metazoa; Chordata; Mammalia; Carnivora; Felidae. Bases 25 to 648 code for a protein of 207 amino acids. The record is from RefSeq and is a predicted model, not a curated record. The transcript has 2 exons.